Pan troglodytes (chimpanzee) is the source of this 6756-nucleotide messenger RNA. It is a transcript of the gene AIFM2, whose product is annotated as apoptosis inducing factor mitochondria associated 2. Gene Ontology annotation, biological process: positive regulation of apoptotic process; apoptotic mitochondrial changes. The coding region runs from base 5202 to 6557 and encodes 451 amino acids. Gene Ontology annotation, cellular component: mitochondrion; cytoplasm. The record is from RefSeq and is a predicted model, not a curated record. Gene Ontology annotation, molecular function: flavin adenine dinucleotide binding; electron-transferring-flavoprotein dehydrogenase activity. The transcript has 9 exons. NCBI's taxonomy places the organism in Eukaryota, Metazoa, Chordata, Mammalia, Primates, Hominidae.
AACCGGUAAACAUAAGUAAGUGUGUCUCUGAGCUCUGUGAUCCACUCUAGCAAAUUAAUUGAACCCAAAAAGGAGGUCGUGGGAACUCAACUUGAAGCCAGUUGGUCAGAAGUUCUGGAGGCCUAGACUUGUGCCUGGUGUGGUUGAGGGGGGCAGUCUUGGAGACUGAACCCUCAACCUGUGGGGUCUGACAAUGUCUCUGGGUAGAUAGUGUUGGAACUGAAUUAGAGGACACCCGGCUGAUGUCCACUGCUUUUGGUGGGGAAACCCCACACACAUUUGGUCACUGAAGUCUUCUGUGUUGAUGAUUGUGAUGGCAUGAGAGUAGAGGAAAAACACGAUUUGAGGAGAGUUUUUCCUAAAACACGGGGCAAUCACAGAACACUCCUGGGAUGGUUGUUCCUCCCUUUACAGAUUAGGUAUGGGUCCAGAGGUCAUGGCUAGUUUAAGAGAAGUUCUACAGUAAGUUAAUGGUAGCAGAAUCCUAGAUCUGAGGUCUGACUUUGCUGUGAGAGGGGGUUGCGGUGGGCGGGGAGGAGGGUUUAUUCUUGCACGUGUGGGUACUGAUAUGGUUUGGGUGUGUCCCCACCCAAAUUUUAUCUUGAAUUGUAACUCCCACAAUUCCCACAUGUCAUGGGAGGAACUUGUUGGGAGGUAAUUGAAUCGUGGGGCUGGGUCUUUCCUGUGCUGUUCUGGUGACCGUAAUAAGUCUCACUGAUCUGAUGGUUUUAAAAGUGGGAGUUUCCCUGCACCAGCCCUCUCUUUCUUUGCUUGCCGCCAUCCAUGUAAGAUGUGAUCUGCUCCUCCUUGCCUUCUGCCAUGAUUGGGAGGCCUCCCUAGCCAUGUGGAACUGUAAGUCCAUUAAUCCUCUUUUUCAUCCCAGUCUCAGGUAUGUCUUUAUCAGCAGCGUGAAAACGGACUAAUACAGGCAUCAAGGCACCCACAGGCUACUCUGGGGAGACUGAUGUGUCAGCCCAUUAGUGCAAUAAGCAGGGAAGCUCUGUCCAGGGAAGAGUAUGUCUGGGGGCCCAGAAGGGGUGGGUCAGGUAAGGCUUCAAGGUGAUUCAGGCUCUGAACUAUGAAAAGAGAGUUCAGAGUUUACCAAGUGGACUGGAAACAGAGUGUUCCAGGCUGAGAGUGGCAGGAGCUGGGACAAGGAAGUGUGGCACAGCUUCCUUGUGGAGAGAAAAUUGGAAAAGUGCAAGACAGGCCCAGGGACCAGUUACAGUGGCUUGGUGAGAGAGAAUAUGGCUGAGGCAGGACUGGUGGUGGUGAGAUCAAGUGACAACACAGGAGGUAGAACUGACGAGCUCCCUAAUUUGAGACCAGGUGCUGUGUCUCACGCAUGUAAUCCCAGCACUUUAGGAGGCUUGAACCCAGGAGUUUGAGACCAGCCUAGGCGAUAUAGCAAGACCCUGUUUCUUCAAACACACACACACACACACACACACACACACACAAAUUAGCCAGGUAUGGUGGUGCACACCUGUGGUCCCAGCUACUUGGGAGGCUGAGGCAGGAGGAUGGCUUGAGCAUGGGAGUUCGAGGCUGCAGUGAGCUAUGAUCAUGCCACUGCACUCCAGCCUGGGUGACAGAGGGAGACCCUGUUUCUAAAAAAGAAAAACAAAUAUCUAAUUUGGGACCAUGAGUGGCACUCACUUGCCAUGUCCUGUUAGCCUGGUCCCUGGAUGCCUGUGUGAAGGGAGACAGCCUCAUAAACCAGUCCACUGGCCUGGAACUGAUGCCCUAGCAAGAAAUGCACUUCUGUUGUGUUUGAGCCAUUACAUUUGGAAUCUAUUGGUCAUUGCAGCAGAACUUACCUUCAUUAAUAUAGCCUCUCCCUAGCUGGGAACACUAUACCAAACCAUGUGUUGGGGGAGAGAGGAAGAAACGAGGAUAUUCCUCUCUUCUUUGAAGCUUACAAAUUUCGUUGGAACUACGUAUGGAAAAAGGAGAACAUUUACCAGGCUCUUCAGAUCUAAGAGUUGCCUGUUCUUCAAGUGGGCAUACUGCCUCUGUUUCUAUGGGCUCCUGAGAUGACCCAGUACCUUGGAGCUCCUCCAGCCCUGGGAGCCAGCAGAAAAGCCACCUGUUGUCUGUAAGGAAGUACCCACAGGCCUGGCUGAGCUCAUUACAGCAGAGAGCCAGCAACGCUUCCUCCUCUUAGAUUCCGUCAUGUUAGACAAUCUGCCUGCUCUCCCCACUAACCGUCAAAGUUCCAUGGAAUGAACUUGCCACUUUUUCAGCAUCCUAACCACCUGCUACCUCUGGCACUUGGAAUUUCAGAGACAAAAGCCCUUUUUUAGGCAGCGAGCCCUGAUUUUCAGUUCCAAAGCUAUGGGCACUGCUGGGUGGGACCAGAGGAGUGGUGUGCAGUGAGCUACCUGGAGGGGUUGCAUGAGACCAUGUCCCCUCUCCUGGAUGGAGGUGUCUUCUGGUUGCCAAGAAAGUAUAGAGUGAUAAUCAGAAAAAUUCCUUGAUUUUCAUGGUUUGUUGCUUUGUAGCAGGUCUUAAGGAAAAAAAAGAUUUUCAUGGUUUGGGACAGGUCCUUAGAGAUGGGCCACACCAGCCCUGGCACACCUGAGCCCAGUGUUGGGCCACCUCACACCUCUCUCGCCUCUCUUCCAGCUUUAUCUUUGUCCUGCUCUUUCUGGAGUCCUUUCCUUGCAUCCUGCCAGCUGGCAUCCCCUUCAUCCUUGCACGCCUACCUUCUACACAAAGCCUUCCAUGACCUUCCCAAGCCUCAGGGCUGAUUCCGUGCAGUGGGCAGGCUGUAGCCUCUCUGUUCACCUCUCUGUGUCACAUCUUAGUGGGUACAUGUCCAGUAAAUUCCCCACAACUGAGAUUCUGCUUUGCCUGAGCAGUGCCCUCUGGCUCCUUAGGGAUGAUGCUUGCUGAGGGGUUUCCUGGCUUUAAGGUCAUGGUUCAGGCUGGGCGCAGUGGCUCACACCUAUAAUCCCAGCACUUUGGGAGGCCGAGGUGGGCAGAUCACUUGAGGCCAGGAGUUUGAGACUAGCCUGGCCAACAUGGUGAAACCCCGUUUCUACUAUAGCCGGGCGUGGUGGCAGGUGCCUGUAAUUCCAGCUGCUUGGGAGGCUGAGGCAUGAGAAUCGCUUGAGCCUGGAAGGUGGAGGCUUCAGUGAGCCGAGAGCAUGCCACUGCCCUCCAGCCUGAGCGACAGAGCCAGAUUCGUCCCCCUACCCCCAAAAAAGGGGUCAUGGUUCAGACCUCCAUUGUAGGCCCACCCCCUUGCUUUACUAGCUGAGGGACCUUGCCUAAAUUCUUUAGCCUCUAGGAGCCUAAAUUUCCUUAUCUGCAAAAUGGAGAUUAAUAAAACUUACCUUGCAGGACCUUUGUGAAAAAAACAAAAACAAAAAAACUUGAGAAGGCAUUCAAAGCACUUAGUUCGUGAUCAAUAAAUAUUAGCUUAUUGUUUUUCUAAGACGAUGAGUAGGAUUUUUCAUCAGAAAUAAAUCAUUCUGGUUGCCUUGGGCAAAAUAAUCUGCAAUAUAAAAUAUCUAUAAUAAAUGGCUGCUGUGUAUUCAUUGCUACUGUGUGCCAGGCACCAUGUUAAAACACUUUAUAAAAAUGAUCUCAUUGAGGCCUUUCCACAACUCUUUUUUUCUUUUUUUUGAGAUGGAGUUUCGCUCUUGUUGCCCAGGCUGGAGUGCAAUGGCAUGACCUCCGCUCACUGCAACCUCUGCCUUCCCGGUUCAAGUGAAUCUCCUGCCUCAGCCUCCUGAGUAGUUGGGACUACAGGCAUGUGCCACCAUGCCAGGCUAAUUUUUUGUAGAGACAGUGUUUUACCAUGUUUGCCAGGCUGGUCUCGAACUCCUGACCUCAGGUGAUCCACCCACCUCGGCCUCCCAAAGUGCUCGGAUUACAGACGUGAGCCACCGUGCCUGGCCCUUAUCCACAACUCUUAAAGUAGGUGCUAAUAUUUGCAGUAAGUAGAUGGAGAUGGCUUAUCUUUCGCUGAGUUAGCUUGGUCUGAUUUGAGCUGGCAAUACACUGCCUUCCAGGUCAUUGUCCUGCCUGUGGGUCUUUGCACAUCCAGACCACACUUCCUUCCUCUUUACCUAAAUCUACCUCUUUCUCAUCCUUGGAGAGAAGUAUUUGCACCCUUCCUUUGCCCCCAGUCUUUCUUUUUUAUUUUUUCAUUUCAUUUAUUAUUAUUAUUAUUAUUAUUAUUCAAGACAGAAUCUCACAGUCACCUAGGCUGGAGUGCAGUGGAAUGAUCAUGGUUCACUGUAGCCUCAAACUCCUGGGCUCAAGCAAUCCUCCCACCUCAGCUUCCCGAGAAGCUGGGACUACAGGUGUGCACCAACAAGCUCGGCUAAUUUUUGUAGGUCUCGCUAUGUUGCCCAGGCUGGUCUCCAACUCCUGGGCUCAAGCGAUCCUCCCGCCUUGGCCUCCCAAAGUGCUGGGACUGUAGGCAUGAGCCACCGUGCCUGGCCAUGCCCAAUCUUUCUUACUGCAGUUGGUGAUACAUGGUUUUGGUUUUCUCUAUACAUGUAUUUUUUGGUGGUGUGUUUAAUAUCUGUCUUUUCCCAGACUGUCGCCUCCAUGAAAGCAGGAACCUUGUCUGUUUUCUCUUCAAGUUAUCCCUCCAACGCCUAGCACAGUGCCUGGCAUAUGUAGGAGCUCAACAGGGUUUGCGGAAUUAUUAUGUGUAUGUCUGAAGGAAGGAUGUUGGCAGUGCGCCCAACGUGUGAGGGGAGCCCCACUCUCCAAGGUUCCAGUGGCUUUAAAGGUGUCCUCGAGAAAAUCAGAGGAACAGGGGGACGCUUGUUUUCCUUUCUUCCUUCCCUCCCUUUCUCUCUCUCUCUCUCUUUUUGCUUUAAAGUAUGCUGAAAGGACACUUUAAACCAAGUCUGAAUGGCUCGGCAGGACUGGGGCGCGGGUGCUGGCAGGAGCCGGAGAGGCGACAUCUGGCCAUGGGAGCAUUUGUUUCAAAGUUCAAGGCCGUUCGCUCAGGGUCAAGGUUAGUCCGGCGGGCCGUUCGGAGACCAGCCCCAGCGUGCCAGGACCGUUUCCGGGGCCUGGCCGGGGCGUUGCCGCGGGGUCGGGGACCAGCACGAGUGCUGAGUCACGCCCCGCCCGGGAGCGCCUCGGGUCGGUAACUCGGGAAGACGACCAAGCGGGAGCGGGAGCCGGAGCGAGAGCGCGCGGGCGCGGCCGACAGCAGUGCCUGAUUCGAGAUGGGGUCCCAGGUCUCGGUGGAAUCGGGAGCUCUGCACGUGGUGAUUGUGGGUGGGGGCUUUGGCGGGAUCGCAGCAGCCAGCCAGCUGCAGGCCCUGAACGUCCCCUUCAUGCUGGUGGACAUGAAGGAUUCCUUCCACCACAAUGUGGCUGCCCUCCGAGCCUCCGUGGAGACAGGGUUCGCCAAAAAGACAUUCAUUUCUUACUCGGUGACUUUCAAGGACAACUUCCGGCAGGGGCUAGUAGUGGGGAUAGACCUGAAGAACCAGACGGUGCUGCUGCAGGGCGGCGAGGCCCUGCCCUUCUCUCAUCUUAUCCUGGCCACGGGCAGCACUGGGCCCUUCCCAGGCAAGUUUAAUGAGGUUUCCAGCCAGCAGGCUGCUAUCCAGGCCUAUGAGGACAUGGUGAGGCAGGUCCAGCGCUCACGGUUCAUCGUGGUGGUGGGAGGAGGCUCGGCUGGAGUGGAGAUGGCAGCAGAGAUUAAAACAGAAUAUCCUGAGAAAGAGGUCACUCUCAUUCACUCCCAAGUGGCCCUGGCUGACAAGGAGCUCCUGCCCUCCGUCCGGCAGGAAGUGAGGGAGAUCCUCCUCCGGAAGGGCGUGCAGCUGCUGCUGAGUACGUGCACCCUCACCUCCCUCCCUGCCCUGCCCUGGCCUGGUGAGAUGUGGCUUGGAGGCUUGGUGACUGCUUCCAGCAGGAGGGUGGCUACGGUCCACCCCAGGCUCUCUCUUUUCCACUGUGUCCUGGGGUGGAGCAUGAAGCGCUCAGAAGAGGCCAUGAACAUCAAAGCCCAUCUGAGCCUUGACCAGCUGGAAGUUGUGCCCGUCCCUGGGCAGGGAAGAGGGCCUGGUGAGCGGGUGAGCAAUCUGGAGGAGCUGCCUCUCAAUGAGUAUCGAGAGUACAUCAAAGUGCAGACGGACAAAGGCACAGAGGUGGCCACCAACCUGGUGAUUCUCUGCACCGGCAUCAAGAUCAACAGCUCCGCCUACCGCAAAGCGUUUGAGAGCAGACUGGCCAGCAGUGGUGCUCUGAGAGUGAACGAGCACCUCCAGGUGGAGGGCCACAGCAACAUCUACGCCAUUGGUGACUGUGCCGACGUGAGGACGCCCAAGAUGGCCUAUCUUGCCGGCCUCCACGCCAACAUCGCCGUGGCCAACAUCGUCAACUCUGUGAAGCAGCGGCCUCUCCAGGCCUACAAGCCGGGUGCACUGACGUUCCUCCUGUCCAUGGGGAGAAAUGACGGCGUGGGCCAAAUCAGUGGCUUCUAUGUGGGCCGGCUCAUGGUUCGGCUGACCAAGAGCCGGGACCUGUUCGUCUCUACGAGCUGGAAAACCAUGAGGCAGUCUCCACCUUGAUGGAGAGGCCAGGCGGGAGAACUACCGCAGCAGGUGGGCGUACGGACUGCUUGGCGCAUGGCACCCGCCUGGCAAGUGCUAGAACUAAUGCUAUUCUUCUGGAAUAAGAUGCCAAUGAUGUGGUGGCUAGAAAUGCAACUUGUAUAAAACAAAAAUGGGAGAGAGAGAGGCAUUAAACAAAUACCCCCCUUAGAGGAUA